Coprinopsis cinerea okayama7#130 is the source of this 1017-nucleotide messenger RNA. RefSeq lists its product as hypothetical. The transcript has 4 exons. The record is from RefSeq and is a predicted model, not a curated record. Bases 1 to 1017 code for a protein of 338 amino acids. NCBI's taxonomy places the organism in Eukaryota, Fungi, Basidiomycota, Agaricomycetes, Agaricales, Psathyrellaceae.
AUGGGCGGGUUGAGAGUUCAAAAGGAGAAGAAAUGGACCCCGGCUGAGCAGCGUCUCUCGUUGCCUCCCCAUCCUAUCGAGCGAUUUGCCCACCUGGUACAACAGAACCCUUCCCUCGCGGACGUAGGACGCGAGUUGGAGAUAGAAAACAUGCGGCAGUACAACGUCGACGAUGGUUAUACGGUGCUGGAUCACCUGGACCAAGUCUACACCCUUACAUUCGGAUUCACCGACGACACUCGCGAUACUGUGCCCCAAGUGUCCUGGGAUACCAUAUCGUCAGGCCUCCAGUCAUCGUUUCUAUCGUUCAUGCGGCGGAAUUUCAUCACCACCCUCUCACUCUUUGGACUUCACAACCUCACUCGCGAGUUCUUCCGAGCAUGCUCGCUCCUGGGGAAACCCGCUGUGCUCAAUGUAGGAGCGAGCAAGUAUAUCUCACCCGGCGCCAUCAAGGCCUCCGUCAAGUUGCGGAAGCUAGAUCUGGACGCCAAUUCAAUCGGCUUUGCUGAAGAUUUCAUUCUCCAAACCACUGCGAACAUAAUCGAUAUCUCAGAGGUUUCAACCCUGAAGAUUGACUUUGGGGAACACGGCCAUGACCACGUCUUCACUUGCAUCCUGACGUUGCCAAAGAAGCUCGAAUUUCUUGAGUUGCAUCUAAUCAAGGACUUCUCACAGUGGACAUGUCGGAACAACGUCCUCAGCCAGCUUCCUCCCUCUUCUCUGAACACUCUCCAAGACAUCAGAUUGACGAUGGUGGUUGAAGAUACCCCAGAGUUUCCGCCCGACCUCAACUUGGAUCCCAUCAAGUGGAAGGAACUUGAUGAUAUACUUUCAUCCGGCUUCCCAUCCCUUCGGAUGCUGGGGAUCUGUUUAAAUGUAGCUAUCUUUGAUAGCGACAGGCCCUUCGAAGAAGCUGCAGAGAAGCAAGCACAGUUGGAUCAGAUUUUCGAGGAAUGUUUCGAUUGGUCGAAAGAAAACCUCAACUUGAAGACGAUUGCCAAAUGUCGAGUCAUCUGA